This is a messenger RNA of Didymosphaeria variabile, 1815 nucleotides long. RefSeq lists its product as uncharacterized. The transcript has 2 exons. Gene Ontology annotation, biological process: phosphate ion transmembrane transport. The coding region runs from base 1 to 1815 and encodes 604 amino acids. The record is from RefSeq and is a predicted model, not a curated record. Lineage: Eukaryota; Fungi; Ascomycota; Dothideomycetes; Pleosporales; Didymosphaeriaceae. Gene Ontology annotation, cellular component: membrane.
AUGGCCGUCCUCAGCGAUUACAACUAUAUCAUGGCCAUAGGCACUUUCUUUGCCUUGCUUGAUGCCUUCAACAACGGUGCCAACGAUGUCGCCAACUCCUGGGCCACCAGUGUUUCCUCGCGCUCUAUCUCCUAUCGGCAAGCCAUGGUUUUUGGAACCAUUUUCGAGAUGUUAGGAGCCAUCACCGUCGGCGCCCGUACUGCCGAGACUAUCAAGAACGGCAUCAUUCCUGGAGCUGCUUUCAAGGGCGACGCCGCUGUCCAGAUGCUUGCCUUCACCUGUGCGCUCGCUGGUGCCUCGACUUGGGUUAUGUGGUGCACCAGGCACUCCGCUCACGUUUCUUCGACCUAUUCGCUGAUCUCGUCCAUUGCUGGUGUCGGUGUUGCCACUGUUGGAGCUGCCAACGUCCAGUGGGGAUGGAACAAGGGCAAGGGUCUCGGUGCGAUUUUCGCUGGUCUCGGAAUGGCUCCCGCCAUCGCUGCUGGUUUUGGUGCUUGCAUUUUCAUGCUCAUCAAGGUAGUUGUCCACAUGCGUCGGGAUCCCGUCAAGUGGGGUGUUUACACUGCUCCUUUCUUCUUCCUCGUUGCUGGCACCAUUUGCACGCUCUCCGUCGUCUACAAGGGGUCUCCCAAGCUUGGUCUUAACAAGAAACCUUCUUGGUAUGUCGCCUCCGUCACCAUGGGCACCGGUUUCGGUGUUGCGCUUCUCGCGGCUAUCUUCUUCGUUCCCUACGUCUACACCAAGGUCAUCAAGAAGGACCCCAACGUCAGGUGGUAUCACGCUAUCAUGGGGCCCCUCCUGUUUAAGCGACCGGCUGCCCCCGAAGAUCAACAGGCUGUUGUCCCCAACUACGCCGUCGUUCAAGAGGAUGACCUUCCCGCAACCAUCACCCGUUCGUCUUCUCUUAGCGAUGAGGACUUGAAGAAGGGCGCAGCUGAGGACACCAUUACUCCUAUCGACUCAGAAAAGGUCGCUGCUCAUGCUGAGUCCAAGCAGCUCACAUACCAGGAAAUGGUUGCCGAGGGCGAGGCCAGGUUCCAUGCGAAGCUCAGGCAGAAGCGUGGACCGAUGGGCUGGGCGAUGCGCACAUUGCACGACAACCCCAUGGGUGCUGGUGAGAUAUACGAGCGCAAGAAUGUGAAGACUUUCUUCAUCCGCCUUCCUGCCAUGAUCACCGCUGGUCUUCUCUACGGUCUCCACUACGACAUCCACGCCGCUCAGUCUGGUAUCCACGGUACCCCCGAAGGUGCUCGUAUGGAGCGUGUCUAUGCAAACGCCGAAAAGUACCCCAACGAGGUCGAGCACGUCUACUCUUUCGUCCAGAUUCUCACUGCCUGCACCGCCUCGUUCGCUCAUGGUGCCAACGACAUCGGUAACUCUGUCGGCCCUUGGGCUGUUAUCUACCAUGCCUGGAUGUAUGGUGAGGCCUCUACCAAGAACGCCCCCGUCCCUAUCUGGCAGCUCGCCGUUCUCUCAGCCACCAUUUCCGUCGGUCUUAUUACUUAUGGCUACAACAUCAUGAAGGUCAUGGGCAACAAGAUUACUUACCAUUCUCCUUCUCGAGGUUCUUCCAUGGAGAUGGGCGCUGCCAUCACUGUCCUCCUCUUCUCGCAAUACUCCCUGCCCGUCUCGACUUCUAUGUGUAUCACUGGUGCCACAGUUGGUGUCGGUCUCUGCAACGGCACUCUCAAGGCUGUCAACUUCCAGCGUGUGGGCUUGCUCGUGUUCUCCUGGAUCAUGACCAUCCCCGUUGCUGGCACCAUUGGUGGCGUGCUCAUGGGCAUCGUGCUCAAUGCUCCUCACUUCAAGUCAUAG